This is a messenger RNA of Diversispora eburnea, 3423 nucleotides long. The record is from the annotation of a GenBank genome assembly. Lineage: Eukaryota; Fungi; Glomeromycota; Glomeromycetes; Diversisporales; Diversisporaceae.
AUGGACGUGGAGUCAGAAGUAGCUGCAAAGCGCGAAAGGCGUCAGGAAUUAAGAGAUGCAAAUUUAGCUGCCCGUAGACUUGGAAAACCUGAUUCUUCGAGAUUUAAGGGUCUUGAUUCCAAUAUUAAAAAGAAUACAACUUUUAUUAAAAAAUGUAAAUCUCAAUUAUCAGCGGAAUAUCAGCAACAAUUAUUGAAAGAUGUUAAAACCUUGACGCUAGAAAAAUAUAUCUCCGAGGUGGUAGUUGCUGUAAUAGAAGGAGCGCAGAAAUGUAAAGCUGCUACUGACGUUUGGGUCGCUGUUGAGGUGAUCUCUGCAUUGCAUCAACGAUUUCCAGAUACAUUUACUCCCUUUUUGACUUAUAAUUUGGCUCGUUCCCUUACUCCACCAAAUAAACAACAACUUGCUAUUCUUACCUUGGAGCAACGCGAAAAAGAGGAAGGAGCGCGAAUUUUGAAGCAGCGUAUCCUACUCCGAAUUGCAUGUGAACUUUGGUUGUUGGGUGUACUUCGAAAUGUUGAAGAUGGUGUUGCUGCGUUGAAUAGUGGAGGUGCGGCUGUUGGAGCGGGUAGCGUGAACGGAGUCAAAGAUAAUGUCGCCGGGUUCGUCAGCAGUCCAAUCAAGGAAUCCAAAGAAUCCAAAGAGACAAAAACUUCUGGUGAAGGGUUCAUUUAUACUGUGUUGAAAGACUUGUUUUCUCAUGACAACAAACAUGUCAACCUUCCGCUUGCUGUAUCCUUUGUCAAAUAUUUUGGGACGGAAAUGAUCGGUUCCAGCAAAAGAAAUCGGGAAAAUUCUGAUCCAAAUUCCUCCGAUGUCACCGUUAACGGUGAUCAAAAUACUGGUCUUGAUAAUUAUAUUUCGGAUUCGAGUGGCGAAAUAACAAUUUCCACUAGUCAACGCAAUCUUUUUAGAAAUCUGUUGAUCGAUUACUUUAAGGGGGUUGAACAACAUUUAUUAAAAGAACACCAAAAAAUCAAGGAAUUAGAUCGUAGUAACCAUGAAUACUAUAUAACUAGAGGCGAAAUUACAGAGGAAACUAAGCAAAAUUAUGAAAAAGCUGUGAAAACUUUCGAAAAAUUAUUGCAAAAUGCACAAAUUCUGGCAGAUUCAUUAGAUAUUGACAUGCCGGAUUUACCAGAAGACGAAGGAACUACAAAGAUUGGAGGUACUAUUAUUCGAGAUGGUUCAUCCACUAACGAAAGAGAAGAAAAUCCAAGUAACAGCAUCUGGGAAGAUGAGGAUGCACGUAGUUUUUAUGAAUGCCUUAUUGAUCUUAAAACCCGGGUACCCGGUGUUCUUCUCGAAGCAAAAUCCACUAAAAAGGAUGAAAUUGAAGUUGAUAAGGAUGAAUUAGCUACUAGUGAUACUAAUGAAGAACAUGAAUCUAAUGAAGAAUUGUCUGGUAAAGAUGAUGAUGUAAAAGAAAAGUCCAAUGAUCAAGCUGGUGCUGAUUCGCCGACAAAAAAAGAAGGGGAAGCCUUCAAUAAGAGUGGAACAUCGGCACAAUUGGAUACUCUUUUAGCACGUCUACCAAACAUGGUUAAUCGAGAUCUUAUUGAUCAAGCCGCUGUUGAAUUUUGUUUUCUGAAUUCUAAAGCAUCCCGAAAAAAAUUAAUUAAAACAUUAGUGGGUGUACAGCGUACAAGAAUCGACCUCCUUCCAUACUAUUCUCGUUUAAUUGCAACACUUAAUCCUUAUUAUCCAGAUGUUACUGCAGCGGUGCUGCAAGCUUUAGAAGGCGAAUUUAAGUCUUUACAAAAGAAAAAGUCACUCGAUUUUCUAGAAACUAAAAUCAAAAACAUUAGAUUUCUUUCGGAACUUGCAAAAUUUCGAAUCACUCCUCAACACGUAAUUUUUCAUUGUCUUAAAGUGGCUCUCGAUGAUUUUUCGAACCAAAACAUUGAUAUCGCAUGUAAUUUAUUGGAAACUUGUGGAAGAUUUUUAUUUAAAAGCCCUGAAACAUGUGUCAGGAUGGGUAAUAUGUUGGACAUCAUGAUGCGAAAGAAAAGUGUUCAGCAUUUAGACAAUCGACAACUCUUGAUGGUGGAAAAUGCAUACUAUCAAUCUAAUCCACCUGACCGAACGGCAAUAGUCAUGAAGGAACGUUCCGUCAUGGAACAAUAUAUUCGUAAGCUGAUUUAUUCAGAUCUUAACAAAAAGACUGUUGAGAAAGUUUUGAAGUCAUUGCGAAAAUUGAAUUGGGAAGACAAAGAAACGUAUAAAGUUCUUGAAAAAUGUUUUUCGAAAGUCUGGAAAAUUAAGUAUAGCAAUAUUCAUCUUAUGGCAAUUCUUGCGUCAGGAUUAAAUCGUUGCCAUUCUGAAUUUGGAGUUGCUCUCGUAGACAGAGUAAUUGAAGAUAUCAGAAUAGUGAAAUAUCUUGGAGAACUGUAUAAUUAUCGAAUGGUGGACUCCCCGGUCAUAUUUGAUACCCUUUAUUCUAUAGUUACUCUUGGACAUGAUUAUGGCCGGUCAUCCCCUAACCGUAUAAAUCCUUUGGAUCCUCCGAACGAUUUCUUUCGCGUCCGAUUGUGUUGUACAUUGCUUGACACUUGUGGAAUGUGUUUUGAUCGAGGAAGUUCCAAGAAAAGAUUGGACGAUUUUCUUAUAUUCUUUCAGAUGUAUAUAUUAACAAAACAAAAAAUGCCUAUGGAUGUUGAAUUUAUGGUUUCUGAUCUUUUUGAGAUAUUAAGACCUAAAAUGGUUUUAUUUAAAACAUACGAGGAAGCUGCUGAAGAAGUGGAUCAAAAACUUCUACUGAAUCAAAAAGCUUUACAAGAUGCCGGAGGUUCCAUGAAAGGCCAAGAUGAAACAUUAGAUGAAAGCGAAGUAGGAGAAGAAGAAGGUUCUUAUGAUGAGCAAGUUGAGUCGGAAGAAAUAGACAAAGGCGAUGAGGAUGAUGAAUUGAUAGUGCAUACUAAUCGUCAAGAUAAGAUAACUUUAAAAGAGGAUGAAGAAUUUGAGAGAGAAUUUAGCAAAAUGAUGUCCGAGAGCAUGGAAUCUCGUAAAUACGAAAGAAAGCCUGCAAUUUUGGAUGUAGCGAUACCAAUGCAUCUCAAGGGAAUGGAUAGAACAACUGGUCACGUUGAUGGUAGUGUAGCCUUUACAUUAUUGACCAAAAAAGGAAACAAACAACAGAUGAAGACAAUGGAAGUUCCUGCUGAAAGCGCAUUGGCGGUAAACACUCGUACUAAGCAAGAAGCUGAACGCGAGGAACAGCAACAACUUAAAAAAUUGGUUUUAAAUUAUGAGGAGAGAGAAGAACAAAAUCAACGUAUCGCUCUCGAACAAUCAUUGAUUAAUAGUGGAAUGAGGGUCUCUUAUCAGUCCGGUAACCGUCGUACAAGUCAAAGGGGUAGGAGGAUAUUACAUCAAGGUGGUGGUGGAGGUUAUGCUUAUGCUAACGAGAGGUAUCCUCAAUAA